CAGGGCUUCCACUCCCAGGGAGGCAGUGGCGGAAGACCGGGACAGGGAGCAUCUGGAUCAUUUUCGAGCAGUUUCCAGUCUACCGGUGUCCCCGCCAGUUCUGGAAACGGCAUUGCUGGCCAGGGUUUCCAGUCACAGGGAGUUAGUGGAGGAAGACCAGGACAGGGCGGAUUUGGAGCCGGAGGCCAGUUCGGCUCUGGAAAGGGUGUCACUGGCCAGGGCUUCCAGUCCCAGGGAGGCAGUGGCGGAAGACCGGGACAAGGUGGAUUUGGAGCCGGAGGCCAGUUCGGCGCUGGAAAGGGCGUCACUGGCCAGGGCUUCCAGUCCCAGGGACCUGGCGGCGGAGGAAGAGGUCAGCAGACGGGCUUCCGUCCCUCGGGCAGCGGAUCCUUCGGCCAGGCUGGUGCUGGCAACCAAAUCCUGCUGCUGAACACCAACCCGGGCCUCGGCGGCUCGGGCCCGCUGGGACAUCAGCUGGGUACCUGCUCCGCCUCGCUCGUCUGCGUACCCGUCGCCAUGUGCAACCCCUACACGGGCUUCGUGCGCGGUGGGCUGCGCUUUGAGCCGGAAGAGCCGACCCUGCAGCCCACUGUAGCACUCGACCGCUGCAGCGAGCUCAAGGACGGCGGCGUCGGUGACGGCGUCUGCUGCCAGAUGCCGCACAUCAACGACCCCUGGCCGCGUCAGUGAAGCGGCCCACACAGCGGCAUCAGUGUUGCACUGUUCCUAAGGCAGAGGCCAAGCCUUUGCAUGGCGGAUCACAACACUGAUCUUGCCAAUGCUGGGCAUUUAACAAGCAACUGAUUGUUCAGUGAGCUGUAACGUUGCUUCUGUUGGUUUUUGUGUAGUAUGCACUGUGGGUGAUUUCAUUCCUGCGCUGGCAACAGGUACUGAUGAUCUACAAAUCACUUCGCCGCUCAUCGAGCUUCAGCAUUUGUGGUGCAACGUCUUGUUGGUUUGCAUAUUUAUUUACCUCCUGGGUCCUUCUCAUGAGCUUAAUUCCAUGUUAUAUGCACCAAUAUGUGAUGUGCAAUGGUGAAUAAACGAUAUGUACC
Molecule: messenger RNA, 1055 nt
Organism: Pollicipes pollicipes
Lineage: Eukaryota; Metazoa; Arthropoda; Thecostraca; Pollicipedomorpha; Pollicipedidae
Product: glycine-rich cell wall structural protein 2
Source: RefSeq, a predicted model, not a curated record